GACCUUAUAGAGUUGCUUAGCUUUUCAAAAUUUCCUUCUUCAGACUUUCUCUAUGGUGUUGGCUUCUCUUCUUUGACGAAUGCCCUAGAGAAUAACCCACAUUUUCUCCUCCUCCUCCAUUAUUUUUUCUUCUUUAAUUCCAAUUUUUCCUUUUUCUCAUUUUUCAUCACCAUAUAGAACAUUGUAAGAUUGCCUAUGGAUCAAGAAAUUGGUGAGAUCAUUUAAGAACCUACUCCUUUAAUUUCUCUUCUCAGUACCUUUGAUUUUGUUUUCCAUAACUUUGAAGUAUCUCUUUCUCCAAAUUUUUAUAUUUGCAUAUCAAUCUAGUCAAUUAAUCCUUCUCUUCUUUCAUCUUUUCUUGCUUUUCAUUUUUCUUAUUUUCAUCACCAUGCAUGACUAAUUUAUGUUUUCCUUUUAGGUCAAGUGAUUAUCUUAAACCCUCCUGAGAUUCUAUUACUUUCCAUUUUGUUUGCUUUGAAAAACAAAAAUCUCCUAUUUUGAUCUUUGGGAUCUCCAUAUAACCUCUUAUUCUUCCUUCUCAUCCAUCCAUUUCAUCUUUUUUUUUUUCUUUCAAUUUCGUAUAGUUCUGUUACCAUGAAAAAUAGAUCUAAAGUUGCUUCUGGGUCAAGUAAUGGCCAAGAGCCAUCUAAGCCGAACUUAGAUGUGAUAUCAGGUAUAAACAAUGAGAUAGAAAAUCAACAGGCAAUGGGCUCAGUUCAUCCAUGCAUCUAUUGCUCAAAGGUUUUCUCAACACCACAAGCUUUAGGUGGCCAUCAAAAUGCCCAUCGAAGAGAGAGACAAGAAGCAAAAUGGAAAUAUCGCCAGGCAAUUAGAAAUCGCUCUUGUUCUCACUCAACAAUUAAUAUUUCGGCAAAUUUUCGUGAUGGAGAACAUGUAUCUAGGCCCAUCCCUGCAAUGCAAGUGCAUGGUUUAAUGCCCCAGGUUGGGUUUGUUCGUGGCCAAGUCCCAAUAAUUGGAACAUCAUACCCAUAUCUGUUGCCAAUAGAGGGUAUGGAAUGCCAUCUACAACCUGGUGAAUUAAAUCUUCUGAGAGAAGAACCAAAAUCUUUGGUUGAAGAAAAUGCAUGUUCAUAUGCAAAUGAAGUCGACUCUGGAAAUGUGGACUUAACUUUGAAGUUGUGAAAAAUGUUCGGGAUCUCUCUCUCUUUUGUAUCUUCUUGUCUUUUUUUGCUAUUGGGUAAUGUUUGUCCUUAUGCUUUCCUCAUAAAUAAAACUAUGUAAAUAUUCUUUAUAGGGAAAUGGCAUUGUGUUUGUCUA
This is a messenger RNA of Macadamia integrifolia, 1278 nucleotides long. Its product is annotated as zinc finger protein GIS3-like. The transcript has a single exon. NCBI's taxonomy places the organism in Eukaryota, Viridiplantae, Streptophyta, Magnoliopsida, Proteales, Proteaceae. The record is from RefSeq and is a predicted model, not a curated record. The coding region runs from base 595 to 1143 and encodes 182 amino acids. Gene Ontology annotation, biological process: negative regulation of abscisic acid-activated signaling pathway.